This is a messenger RNA of Prunus armeniaca (apricot), 897 nucleotides long. NCBI's taxonomy places the organism in Eukaryota, Viridiplantae, Streptophyta, Magnoliopsida, Rosales, Rosaceae. The record is from the annotation of a GenBank genome assembly.
AUGGAUGCUAGUCUGUUCAGGGCUGUGGUUUUGAUGAGCAUGCUUGUGCUUGCAAUAGCUCAAUCUGAUAUUAAUCCCUCUUAUACCAAUGCGGUUCCAAAUGGCAACACUCUUGGUCAAGUUGAUGAUGUCUCUGAUCCUUCCAAUACAAAUCAUAUGGUUCCAAAUGGUCAUCUUAUUCCUUGUGCUCAAAACCAUGCUUCUGCAUCCUGCAAGCAUCAGAGGAGAAAAUGUGAUGAGACCUGUGAAAUGGCCGCAUACUUUCCAGCCAGCAGGUACAGUGAGUUCCAAAAUGCUCAUAAGAUCUUUGGUGUGAGCAACAUCCAAAAGAUCAUGGCCAUGGCUGCACCUGAUCAAAGACAGGCAGCUGCUGAAGCAUUCUCAGGGAAGGGAAUGCAAGGAAAAAUGAUCCUGUGCAUGCACCUAGAACUUUGCAAGGAGAAGGAAGAACUUGCUGGGGAAAAAAACCAAUCAAAAGAAGAAGACUUGCAGCAUGAUCAAUCUGAUGGUCUCAAUUUCCCAUCACCAAUCCUCCCUGAUCGGGUACUUACGAUGUCGUUCCCAGUUCGUUCCAACCAACAAGCUUUUCACAAAGUUGUCACUUGUCGUACUGCAUCAGUCUCAGCCUCCGAUGAUGUCUUCACUUGGGACGAUGUCGUUAGGAUAUCCGAACCGGUUCAGAUCUCAGAGGCUACUCGGAAAAGAUCAAAAUCUGCAAUCGCGCUUUCCUUGGAAUCGCACUCUGAGUUCCUUCCCUUUGAAAUUGAGGACCAUUCACAAAGGAAAAUUCAAACUCUAAUGGCGGUUUCAUUCAUCGCUGAGCAGAGGACGAGAGCUGUGGGAGAUGUAAUCAAAAGCUUAAGGGAAGAACAUAGUCCAGGUGAGAUUAAACAGUGA